AACUGGUUUAACAUUUGCACAUUCCCCUUUCAGUGCAUUGAAGAAAAUGAAGUUUAUCUGCCCAGCGAUGAGCUCUGGAUCUAUGACAUGGACAGUGGGCUAUGGACAAUGCACCUGAUGGAAGGGGAGUUACCCACCUCCAUGUCAGGCAGCUGUGGGGCCAGCAUCAAUGGGAAGCUGUACAUUUUUGGGGGAUUUGAUGAUAAAGGAUACAGCAAUCGGCUGUAUUACGUCAAUUUGAGAACAAAAACCGGAACCUACAGGUGGAAAAAAAUCACAAAUUUUAAAGGUCAACCUCCCACACCUCGUGACAAACUUUCCUGCUGGGUGUACAAAAACAGGUUAAUUUAUUUUGGAGGUUAUGGCUGCAGGAAGCACAAUGAGCUCAAUGAUUGUUUCGAUGUCCACGAUGCGUUUUGGGAAGGACAGAUAUUCUGGGGAUGGCACAAUGAUGUUCAUGUUUUUGAUACAGCCACACAGACUUGGUCUCAACCAACAAUUCGAGGUGGAGAUCCACCUCAGCCUCGAGCAGCUCACACAUGUGCUGUGCUGGGGAAUAAAGGUUACAUCUUUGGAGGACGAGUGCUGCAAACCAGAAUGAAUGAUUUGCACUGCCUGAAUUUAGACACUUGGACUUGGUCUGGAAGCUCUGAUAAUGUUCCUCUGAGUGAUGGUUGGAUCCACAGCAUUGCAACAAAUGGAUGGAAGCAGCUCACCCAUCUGCCCAAGAGCAGGCCCAGGUUGUGGCACACAGCCUGCCUUGGGCAGGAGGGAGAAGUGAUGGUGUUUGGGGGCAGCAAAGAUGAUUUGCUUUUUAUGGACACGAAUAAAAAGUGCAGUGACUUGUUGAUAUUUCAGACUCAGCCUUACUCCCUGCUCAGGCUGUGUCUUGACUACAUUGGGAAGAACGCAGCUCUCUUGGAGAACCAAAUUCCCUGCUUGCCAUCCAAACUUCUGCAGGAAGUGCUGAAAAAAAUCACUUUUUGGGCUGCCAUGACCCACAGGCAGGAGAGGAAAGCUGAGACUGAGAGACAGAGCCAGCUCCACUCCACAUGAGCCAGGGCAGGGAGCUGCUGGGACACCUCAGAGUGGUUUGUUCAUCAGCUUUGCUGCUGUUCCACUGCAGCUCUGUGUUCAGCUGGGUUUCUGAGUGAAGUUUGACAACAAAUCCUUUUUAUGGGAACCUCUCGUUUCCUGCGUUACAGAAAACUGAUACAACUUCAUUUCUAGAUAAUUGUUCACGUCUGCUGUCGUGGUUUUGACCACCCAGCCCUCACAACCUUUUUGUUCUUUUGGAAGGGGACACAAUCCAUUUCAGCUGGAUAAAAUAUGGUUAAAGUCUAAAAAUCCUCCUUGGCCUUAUCCCCAUCAGCCUUCCCAAAAACAUAAAUUCAACUCGGUGUCUUGGGGACAUUUACACUUUGUCAGUCUUAAAAAUAACAAAUUUUGCAGCAGCACCACCACCAAAUGUUGAUUCCACCAGGCUCUGACCGAAAUCCAACCGUGGAGCCCCACGCCUCACACUCCAAAUAGGAGAAUCCAUCAGGGAAUUGUGGAGUUUGGAAGAAAAAGCUGCAACCAGCAACAUCACCUGGUCUCUGUAGGAAAACCUCAGUUCAUCACCUGGUUUUACUGUUUCUGUCAUCAGGAAGUCCUUUUGGAAAUAAGUUGUAUAUUGUAUUUUGGAUGUGCAAAGUUUAUAUUUCUUUCUUGUUAAAAAAAAAAGAACGACAACAAAGUUGCUUAUUUAUUGGUUAAAAAAAAAAAGCAAAUGUAGUACUGGUUAUUUUUCUGUUUCAAAUAUUUAGUUAACAGGAGCACAGUCAUUAAAAUUUUAUAGAGAGUUGAAUCAAAA
Messenger RNA from Cyanistes caeruleus (blue tit), 1855 nucleotides. Lineage: Eukaryota; Metazoa; Chordata; Aves; Passeriformes; Paridae. The record is from RefSeq and is a predicted model, not a curated record.